Molecule: messenger RNA, 2274 nt
Organism: Candidozyma haemuli
Lineage: Eukaryota; Fungi; Ascomycota; Pichiomycetes; Serinales; Metschnikowiaceae
Product: cysteine--tRNA ligase
Exons: 1
Coding region: 1-2274 (757 amino acids)
Biological process (GO): cysteinyl-tRNA aminoacylation
Cellular component (GO): cytoplasm
Molecular function (GO): ATP binding; cysteine-tRNA ligase activity
Source: RefSeq, a predicted model, not a curated record
AUGAGUACCGCUUCAGCAGCCAGAAAAAUCACCCAGCCCCCCUGGUACAAGCCGUCCCCACCUCCAGGCGAAAAACCAGCCCUCAAGCUUUACAACUCGCUCACCAGGAACAAGGAACACUUUGUGCCCUUGAACCACAACCAAAUCACCUGGUACUGCUGCGGUCCCACCGUCUACAACCAUGCCCACAUGGGCCAUGCACGUAACUACGUGUGUAGCGACAUUUGCCGUCGAAUUUUGCAGGAUUACUUUGGCUACAAUGUGGAGUUUGUUCAGAAUGUGACUGAUAUCGAUGAUAAGAUCAUUGUGGCUGCUCGUCACGAGUACUUGUUUGAGGAAGAGAUGGAGAAGAAGUAUGGAAGCGUGGAGCCGGAGCUUCUAGAAGAAUCUAAAGGGUACUUGAAGGAGUACGUGGCGAAGAACUUGCCGAGGUAUGAAGGAGAGUUGACUGGAUUGGUGGCAUGGAUAGACUCUUUGGACCUCCAGGCGCUUGCGGUGGACGAACCGAAAUUGCCAAUGUAUGCUAAGGCAGCUAGAGAUGCCCACGUGGCUGUUUUCAAGCCGGAAACGGACGUGGCGGCGUUUUUGGCGGCGGUUAAAGACGUUUCGGUGCCUAGUUUGGAUAAAAAGCAUGGUUCUACUGUAACUGACCCUGAAAUCUUUAAAAAAUUGCCUGCGUUUUGGGAAAACAAGUUUAACCAGGAUAUGGAUAAGCUCAAUGUGCUCCAGCCCACGGUGACGACCCGUGUUUCAGAGUAUGUUCCAGAUAUCAUUGCAUUUGUGGAAAAAAUCAUUUCCAAUGGGUUUGCGUAUGCUACAAAAGAUGGAUCUGUAUAUUUCGAUACUGUCCGGUUCGAAAACGACCCAAACCACGAGUACGCCAAAUUGCAGCCCUGGAAUAAAGGUUCCUUGGACCUUAUCAACGAUGGAGAAGGUCUGUUGUCUCUAGAAGGCACAUCCAAGAAACUGCCGGCUGAUUUCGCUCUUUGGAAAGCGUCCAAGCCUGGCGAGCCUGCGUGGGACUCGAAAUGGGGCCCAGGAAGACCAGGCUGGCACAUUGAGUGUUCUGUGAUGGCGUCAGACAUUUUGGGUGAAGUUAUCGAUAUCCACUCUGGAGGUGUCGAUUUGUGUUUCCCCCACCACGAUAACGAGUUGGCCCAAUCAGAAGCUUGCUUUAACAAUAAGCAGUGGAUCAACUACUUCAUGCAUAACGGCCACUUGCACAUCCAGGGCCAGAAAAUGUCCAAAUCGUUAAAGAACUUUAUUACCAUUGAAGAGGCGUUACAGACAUACACUUCUAGACAGCUUAGACUUGUUUUUGCGUUUGGAAACUGGGACAAACCGAUUGAUUUUAAGGAUUCGUUGAUUAACGAAGUCAAGGCGUACGAGCUGACGUUGCUGAAGUUUUUUACUACCGUGCGUGCUUUGAACACUGACUAUAAGCAUGCUGUUUCUUCAGCUCAGUAUGUUUCCAAACGUUUAACUGACGUUGAAACCAAGCUUUUGGCAGAUUUGGCCCUGGCUCAAAACGAGGCUCACGCUGCUUUCUGUGAUAACCUCUCCACGCCAGUGGUUUUGCGUGUGAUUCUGGAAUUGGUAUCGAAAACCAACACUUAUAUCCAAUCUACAGUUACUGGCGAGAACGAGUUACGCAUAGAACCAGUUCUUGCAAUCACCAAGUGGAUAGUGAAGGUUCUUGAUAUUCUUGGGUUCCCUGCAAGACCAGAUAAGCUCGGAUGGCUUGAUUCUGCUGAAGGAGAAGCUGGCGUUGGCGGAUCCACUGAAGAAAUCGCCAUGCCGUUCGUCAAGGCCUUGUCUCUGUUCAGAGAUACAGUUAGAGAGUUGGCGAAAUCGAAGGCUGAGUCUGGCGCUCUUUUGAGUGCUUCUGAUGCCUUGAGAAGCGACUUAAUCAGCUUGGGCAUUUCUCUUGACGAUAGACCAAAUGGAGGUGCUUUGGUGAAGUUCCUUAACGAACAGGAAAGAGAGGAGUUUGUCAAGCAGCAGGACCUCAAGAAGGAGCAGGCGCUUCAGAAAGAACGCAAGAAGCAGGAGCAAGCAGCUGCCAACGCCAAGAAGGAACAGGAAAGACUUGAAAAGGCCAAAAUCGCUCCUAAGGACCUUUUCCAGGAUAAAUCUUUGUAUUCUGAAUGGGACGACUUGGGGCUUCCUACAAAGACGGCUGCCGGUGAAGAAGUGACCAAGAGCAUGCGCAAGAAGUUGGCCAAGCAGCAGCAACAGCAGGAGAAGCUCCACCAGGAGUAUUUGAGGAAAUAG